Messenger RNA from Pocillopora meandrina, 13803 nucleotides. The record is from the annotation of a GenBank genome assembly. NCBI's taxonomy places the organism in Eukaryota, Metazoa, Cnidaria, Anthozoa, Scleractinia, Pocilloporidae.
CUUAGUGGAGGCUUCCAUGCAAAUAGAGCAGCAGAAUUACUUGAAUACUCCAUCGCUGAGCGAUGUCGAUGAAACCUACGUAAGGGUAUGUAUGCCUUUCUCAAAAUUUCGUUUGCACAAAAUUAACUCUUUGGAUCAGCUUUCAUUAGUUGAUUCUUUGUUUUGUCGAGAUUUGAUGACAGAGAUCAUAUUAGCUUGCCUUCAGCUCGUGUGAGUCUUCAAGUGGUUUGGAAUUUUGGCCCCAGAGUUGAAUUAUCAAAAGGUGGUUUUCAAACGGGACUCUAUUUCUCACUAUGUAAUACUCUCUCCAUGUAAGAGGAUCGAAUUGAUGAAGGCAACUUGAUCGACCUUUUCGUAAUCAACUUGUAACAGCAGCAACAUAAUUUCGUUGCUAGACAUGAAAGGAUACUAAGAGUAAGCCAGUUUGUUGGUUUCUAAAUAAGAUUGAAUACACAUAUCGAUUCCAACAGCAAAAUACUGGAUAGUGUUUAAUGAUAAUUUCAAAGAUAUCGAAUUUAGAGAAGCGAUCCCUUCCUUCUCUGUAUACUUCCGAGUUAUUUCCUCAAGCCACUCGUUGAAAGUUUGUCGUCAUCUCUUCGUAGAAAGUGUUUCAAGUUACCUUAUUUUAUAAGUGUCGAUAAGAAAACAGAGAAAUGGUGUAGUAGCUAUUCGGUUAUAAGGCGCACCUUUUUUUUCAAGAAAUUCCUAAUUCCUACUAAAAAAUUACCGGAAAAGUUUGAGUGCGUCUUAUAGGCGAAUAUUUUCCCGAAACAAUUUUUUUUGAUCACAGUUACUGGUACGAUUUCAAGCACAUAAAAGGAUACACAGUGUUAGUCAUUGACUUUUAUAAAUAUGGUGGUUCUGAAAAGACGAGCGAAGUCAAAUUUGCAUAGAUAUGAUACGUGCUCGAGAGCACGUGCUCAGUAAUUUGAUUUCACAAAACAAAACGAAAAUAAUCAAGCGAAGAGAUAAAUACCUUCUUCAUCUAUCCAGCCUUUUUUGUGCACUGAGACCUGCAUUCUCUGCGGUAUGUUAAUUCUUGUUUAAUCAAGGCUUUUGUUUGUGCGCGUGGUCACGUGUGCGACAAUUCUGCUUUUGUUAAUUAACAGUAAACUUUAAUCAAUACGCGACUUUUUCGCUUUUUUGUAAGUUUAUGAAAGAAUUUACAAUAAACUUGACCGAUCUUUACUACCCAAACAACGGUGCGCCUUAUAACCAAGUAUUUUAGCGAUAUUUCAGUUCGAAAACAUGCAAUAAUGAAGUUGCCGAAUUGGGGGUGCGUCUUAUAGCCGAGUGCGCCUUAUAACCGAAUAACUACGGUAUUUACAGAUUUUUAUUGUUUUUCUUCUUUGAAUUUUAGAAUUUAGAAAGACUGAGGUUUCUCAGCAGUUACCAAACCAACGUUUUGUGGUUUCUCGGAGAGUAAGCACGCAGGAAACGAUGGAUGUAAGUCAUUUUGAGUAGUUCUCACUUGAUUUUGUUGAUUAAAUUACACGUUUAUAUAGAUGUAGAUGGAGAAAAUUUUUCGGCUCUCAUCGGCCACAAAGACUGUCAUUCUCAUGCAAAACGGGUGCAAAUUUGUAUCACAAAUGAAAAUUACAGAUUACACGUUUCCAAAUAUACAGCUGAAUGUCUUUUGAUGAUGACCUUGUCAAGUUUUAAUUUGAACAUUCAGUUGAAUGCCAAAAAAUAAAGUUAAAGCACGCACUGUCAACAUUUCACUUGUUUUGAUUCAUUGUGUUUUUUUUCUCCAUGUAUAAUUAUUAUUGCGACUUUUUCAGACAACAAAUUGAACUCUCAGAAAAUUCACUGCUUACUUUUACCAAAGGGAACUCAAAUUAUGACACUACUUACCCAUAAUGUAUCACACAGACACCCGCUUAACGCGGUGGAAUGAAAUACUAUCUCAUGUAGUACAAUUACCUAUAACUAGUGACCUCGAUGUCAUUGGCACUAUAAUCGUGACCACCGCUCGUUACAAACGUGUUGAUAAAUAUCUUACUCGCUAAGUAGAGAGAAGGUCGCGUCACACACGUUUUUUCGUUGCUUCGUUGCUUCGUUGCUUCGUUGCUUCGUUGCUUCGUUGCUUCGUUGCUUCGUUGCUUCGUUGCUUCGUUGCUUCGUUGCUUCGUUGCUUCGUUGCUUCGCUGCUUCGUUCCUUUUGUUGCUUCGUUCCUUCGCUGCUUCGUUGCUUCGCUGCUUCGUUCCUUUUGUUGCUUCGUUCCUUCGCUGCUUCGUUCCUUCGCUGCUUCGUUCAUUCGUUGCUUCGUUCUUUCCUUUAACUUUUUAGUCAGUCAGCUAACCGUUAAAAUAUUUACUUUAUAUCCUAAUUAUAGUCUUGGAGACAACAAUAUCAGUUCGAAAAUGAGGACGAGGCGUUAGUCAAGGCACUUGAGCUUUCCCGUCUGGAGCAACAGGGCAGCCAACAGACACAACCAACAGUUGAGCCGCGUCAGACUGAAUUUCAACGAACCACUCAAGCUUUGGGUCCAGAUUUAAAGAGUACGUUGACGUCGGUUUUUAUGCUUUCUAUGACCCUACGCACUGUUUAUUUCCAAAUUGUAACCUUAAAUGCCUUAUACUUCAUUUUCCAUUGAUUGAACCAAAUAAGUAAAUUUUAAUCUUCUAAUUUUGACAACCUACAUUUGAUAGAGAAGGGAAUUUGUUUUUAUAAGUGUGGCAGAGUUUCUUAUCAAAUAUGUUAGGCUUUAAAGGGAAAACAGGUCGCAAGUCGCAAGCUGAAACCAAAAGGGCAACUCCACUUUGCCUGCCAAACAACUGUAAAUGGGAUUCGAGCUCAGGCCAGUACAUCAAAACAGGAGAAAUGCGAACCUCACUGUAUGUGGUAGAUGAAGCACUUGAAAACCUCCGGAGGAUUAAAGGUAAACUGUAAACUUAUUAAUCAAAAUUACAACAUAUUUGCAUGCUAAUCCCGUUAUGGCUGAUGGUCGGCGUGACUAACGUCAUUAAAAAUUGUUUUCUUUAUUAUGUCCAAAAUGGUGCAACUUUUUAACUUUCUCGCUUGAAUUUUACACGAACAAUUCACCAAAGAUGGAUAAGUCACAAUAUGAAACGGAAUACCUGGAGAUUUCAUAAUUCCUGAGGAGGAAGAAUUAAAUAGAUAUAGCUCAAACAAUCGAACGUUGCGAGGUCAAUUUUCAUUUUUGAGUUUUUUUCCUAUGCUCAUAGUACACACCAACUAUGAAAAGAGAAGAGAAAAUGAAAUGAAAAGAAGGAUGCACUCACCUGUUGGAAUCUGUGAUCUAUAAAUGAGUUAACACAUAAAAUUAUGGAAUCGAAGUAUUUGAACCCUAGCUUUUUGUAGCAGACGAGUCCUUUGUGUAAUUCUUGCAAUCAACGAUCAUCUAGGUCCAGUAUGUGUGGUGUCUAUCGCCGGGCCAUACAGAAAAGGAAAGUCCUUUGUACUCAGCGAAGCCUUCAAUCAACCACAAGUUUUCCCUCUUGGACAUCACAUGGAACCGGAAACCAUGGGAAUCUGGUUAUGGAUAGUGCCAGACAAGUUCAGGGUUUGCCGGAUCAUUAUUUUGAUUUUCUUUUGUUAUUUAUAAUAAUUUGGCAAGGUAUGAAGAUGUAAUCGACAUAUUUCUCAUAAGGAUGCUGUCACGAUUCUGUGAACUCAAAAGGGUUGUUUAUUGUGCGAACUCGACUGCCGCCACGUGUGUAUUCGUUGUCUGCUAAGUCUUCUAAAUAUAAAGAUGUUCAUCGGCCCAGUGGCGUGACCGUGUAACGCAAUAUCACGACAUCUUCCCCUUUUUACAAAGUUUAUCUUCACAAGUUAAUUAAUACUUAAUGUUCGGUUUCGAUCACUGUUCAAAUCACAUAAAAUUGAUAAAACAUUGUUCUUCAUUGAAAUCAUAAAAAGAUAGAAACAGAACCCAACAACUAUUUAGCGGCUCAAUCAUUCAGUGUUCAGUUCAUAUGGUAAUCCUGAUGCCACAAAGGCGGUCGACGUCUGCGUUCUGAUCGACGAGUUUCAAUCCUUUGUGGCUCAAGCUCAGUUCCCAUCUCAUUUUCAGGUGGCAUUCUCUCUGUUUUGGUCUCGCCAUGGAACUCCGGUGGAGGAGGUCCUGGCUCUGUCAGAUUUGGCGCCGGUUUGAGGGUAGACUCGGGCGGAGUUAGUUCUACCAGACUCAUAGGUGGUGCUGUUUCCGGGGUCAGGCGCAGUUGCCGACGGUUGCGUCGGUAUCGCCUGCCGCAAACUUCAACUUCAUAAGACCUGUUCCCCAAGGCUUUCAUGCAGGUCCCCAGACUCCAUUCCUCCCUUCCGGGAAGCCGCAUCCUGAUGGCCUGUCCACACUUUAGUGCCUCUAAAGGGCGAAACUUUUUGUUGUAUUGUUGAGCUUGUCUUUUCUUGCGCUCAGCUAAUUUGGUGGCUGUUUCCUGGUGUGAUGGCUGCCGCAGGAGCGUUUCAUGGGUUGGUAAGAAAGUGCGUGUGCGGCGUCCCAUCAGUCUCUGUACGGGUGAUGUUCCUAGACCUCUGUUGGGGUGUUGCGCCAAUCAAGAAGGGCUAACAGCGGGUCUUGCCCAUCCGCUUUCGCUUUCGUCAUCAAGUUCUUGCAGGUCUUCACGGCAUUCUCGGCGCGGCCAUUUGACUGGGGGUAACGGGGGCUCGAAGUUCUAUGUUCAAACUGCCAUUCUCUCACGAAUGCACUGAACACCGAUGACGUAAACUGAGGUCCGUUGUCGGUAAUAAGCACGUCUGGUAUCCCAUGGCGGGCGAAUUGUACUUUACACGCAGCUAUCACGCUAGCAGAUGUGGCCACCUUAACCUCCUGGACUUCAAAGAACCCACUCCAGUAGUCGACUAGGAUAAAGAAAUGUUGUUGUCCAAGGUCAAAAAAAUCGGCACCUAGCAUCGACCAGGGACGCGACGGGAUCGGAUACGGUUGCAAUUCCUCGCGGCACUGAUCUGGCUGGUACGACUGGCAGAUUGAGCAUUUGGAAACAAAGUCCUUUACUUCCGAAUUCAUGAGGGGCCAAUAGAGGACCUCCCUAGCGCGACGUAAACACCCUUCGAUUCCAAUAUGUGAUCGGUGAAUUUGCUUCAACAUUUCUUUUCUCAGGGAAGGGGUACCAGCAAUCGCUCCCCCAGGAAUACUAGUCCCUUGUCUUCUAUAAGCUCACUUCGUUUGUCAUAGUAAGGCGUCAGCUCAGGGGUACAGGACUUCCUUGACACUGGCCAUUCACCCUUGAUUGCUCCGAUUAGCUUUUGCAUCACUGGGUCCCUGGCAAUCUCGUUUCUGAAUUCAGCGAGCCUGUAUGGUGCAAUCGAGAGGUUUUCUGAAUGAUCUAUCUCGGCAAGUGUACAGAUCAGACUUGUAUCGUGCUUGGAGGCUUCGGUGGUGUUGCGGUAUGCUCGACUCAGUGCAUCUGAUACCCACAUAAGUUCCCCUUUUUUAUACUGCACAUCCAGGGAGUAAUUCUGAAGGGCCAUCAGCAUUCUCUGGAGUCUCUUUGGUGAGUUGUGUAUUGGCUUGGUAAAACUGCCCUUAGUGGUUCGUGGUCAGACUCGAUGUGUACAACUUCGCGUCCCAGUAUGUAUUGAUUGAACUUGUCGGUUGACCACACUAUGGCGAGGAGCUCUUUCUCGAUUUGAGCGUAACGCGUUUCGGUGUCGGUCAGAGCUCGCGAGGCAAAGGCAACGGGCUGACCCUUUUGCAUCAGUACUGCACCUAGACCCGUUAUGCUGGCAUCGCAUUGGAUUGUCACUUCUUCAGUAACAUCAUAGUAUUUCAGUACCGGGGCCUUGGCCAAGUAUUCUUUGACUGUGGUAAAUGCUUUCUCAUGCUGUGCAAGCCAACACCACUCGACGUCCUUGUCCUCAAGCCUUCGCAAGGGUUCUGUCAUGUCGGACAGGAGUGGCAAGAAUUUGGCCAGAUAAUUGACCAUCCCCAAAAACCUCUUCAGGCCUUUCACAUCAGUCGGCGGUGGCAUAUCCAAAAUAGCUUCAACUUUGGCUGGGUCUGCCUUUAGACCAUCAGGAGUCAAGAGGUGGCCCAUGAAACGCACUUCGGUUUGAGAUCUUUUUAGCUUGAGUUUGUUGAGCUUGAGGUUCCACUCCCGGCAUUUCUUGAAGAACGCACGUUCGUUCUUUUCAAGGCUCGAGUUGACCUCUGCGUCAGUUUCGCCAAAUCCAGCGAUGAGGAAGUCGUCAGCGAUAACUUCAACUCCUUCUAAAUUUUCUACGAAUUCAUGCAUGCGUCGCUGCCAAACUUCAGGCGCACUUGAGAUACCAAAAGGCAUGCGGGCCCAUCUAUAACGCCCAAAAGGCGUAUUGAACGUUGUCAGGAAACUAGAAGCAUCGUCUAAGAGGAUUUGGUGGAAACCAUCCUUGGCGUCACAAAGAGUAAAUUUCUUGGCACCUGUUAAGCGGGAGGCCACUUCAUCGAUAGUCGGCAACUGGUAAUGCUCUCGCCGAAUGGCACGAUUUAAAUCUCUCGGGUCAAUACAGAUGCGUACUUUGUUUGGCUUCACUAUGGCCAACAUGCUGGAUACCCACUGCGUCGGUUCUGUUACUGGAAUAAUAACUUUACGAUCAACAAGUUCGUCCAGCUUGUUUUUGAUGCAUGGACGCAAGGCUACUGGCACUCGCCUCGGUGCGUGGACAACUGGUUGCGCCUGUUCGUCUAUGGCUAUUUUGUAUGUUCCCGGUAGGGCCCCUAAUCCGUCGAAUACGUCCUCAUACUCUUCGAGCAAGGAGGCUUUGGGACACUUGACGUGUAAUGCUAGGACGUCACAAUUAUGCAAACUCACAAAGCCAAGAUUGAGGCUGGUGUUCAAUGAUAAAAUCGGUUGAUAGUCUCCGUCUAAGAUGUUAAACUCCAUUGACCUCCGCUGUCCACGGGACCACACAGGCAGGGUAGCUUUACCAGCAAUUUUGCGGCGAUCCCCUGUGUACGAGACUAUUUCCUUUUGGCAUGGUUUGAGGCGAUGAAGGAGGGUGUCCCCAGUGAUUUGCUUGUAUAAUUGGGCCGGGAGAAUGUCGCACUGCGACCCAGUAUCUAUUUGAAACUGGACUUCUGUCUUGGGAUCUGGCCCAUAAAUGUGGUGUUUGACCACUGCCAAUUUUUCCUGGCCUUUGCUCUUACUAGUAGUAGCACCAAUGUAGUAGGGGUCGUUUCCCAUGUCGACGGCUUCGUGGACCACCGAAACUCUACUUUUCACUCCUCGGGGAUUAGCGCGACAUUUAUUCGCAAAAUGAUUCAUACUCCCACAGUUAAAACAUGUUCUUCCAUACGCGGGACAAUGACGUCCAUGCACCAUUCCUCAAUUUCCACAUUCUUUAGACGGUCUUCUAAAUGCUUGUGACUUAAGUUGUCGUUCUUCUUCAGGUUUUUCUGCCGAUCCCGCCUUCCGUAACGCAUGAACUGCAGUGUCUCCUCCAGCCAUUAGCUUUACUUGCUGUUGGGUCUGUUCUGACGACUUAAUAAUGUCAACUGCUUGUAGGAGAGAUAAAUCAUUCAAACGGAGAAGUCUCUCGCGGACGCGAUCAUCCCGUAUGCCUAGCACGAGGCGGUCACGCAAAAUUUCAUCUGGUGUGAUUGUAUCGUGUGCACAGUUUUUGCGAUCGUUCGAAGCUCCGUAAGAUACGUCGAGAUGUUUUCGCCUGGUUCCUGGUUUCGGUUGUUGAACCUAUAGCGUUCAUAUAUGACCUGUGUCCUAGGAAUGCAGAAUUCGUCGAACUUCUUCAGGACUUGUGAAAUGUCGUCUGCGUUUUCGUCUUCGUUCCAAAUAAAGGUAUCGUGGGCUCUGACGCCAUCCUCGCCUAUAAUGCUUAGUAAUGUCGACACACGAACUAUGCCCUCUUGUUUAUAUACACCAGUAGCGAUUUCGUAGCGCUGCCACGCUGCUUUCCACGAUUUCCAUGCGGUGGCUAAAUUGUCGUCAAAAUUAAGCGCUUUCGGCGGGGGCAAAUUUGACGGGGGAAUAAAAACUUGAGUCGGCGCUGGUGGCACAACUAUGGAUGCUUCAGCUGCUUCUGUCAUCUUUAGGGGUGAACAGAUCCCACUUCUGACACCAUGUCACGAUUCUGUGAACUCAAAAGGGUUGUUCAUUGUGCGAACUCGACUGCCGCCACGUGUGUAUUCGUUGUCUGCUAAGUCUUCUAAAUAUAAAGAUGUUCAUCGGCCCAGUGGCGUGACCGUGUAACGCAAUAUCACGACAGAUGCUAAAGGCCAGGAAAUCACAAUAGUGCUGCUGGACUCUGAGGGAAUUGACGCAGUAACUGGAGAAGGACUUGAUGAUAACCAGAUCUUCACUUUAACAGUUUUGUUAGCCUCAGUUUUGAUCUACAAUUCACAAAGCGUUCCAACUAGGCGUGAUCUUGAGGGACUGGAGUAUCCUUUCAAAUGCAGUAACAACAACGAGAUGUUUAUUUUAACCAUGAAAGUUUUUUUAAACUGCAAUCUAAGAUUACAAGUCAGUCAACUAUUUGUGAAGAAGAGAGCCGCUUGAAUAAAGACAACUUGGUGAAUUUUUAAGGCGGGAAUCCAAAAUGGUUAUUGGCUACUCGAACUCAAGACUACCAGAACUGUACAUAUAAGAAUCUGUUAAAACAAAAUAAAUAAUUUUAUAACAAAAUAGACAGCUGUCGGUUUUCCCUCAAAGUGAAAGAUAGUUUUUCCGAUAAUAGCAACGUUGAGUUCAUUAGAAACUGAAAAGUGUAAAGCUUGUCUGGAAACAAAUGGGAAUAACCCGUUUUGGCUAAGGGCAACGAUAAAUACUGAUUAACUCGAAGAUCAGGAUCCUGAAGUCAGGCCAAACUCAGUACAAACACUGAAAUUGGUCCAUUAAUAUUUUUUGUACAAUCUGGACAAUUUUCUUUAAUAAAUAUAGUUUCAUUGUGAAACUAACUCAUCGUAUUGAGGUGCGAUCAACAACAAAGCAUGAGACCGAGAGAAGCCAUCGGGACUCAGAGUAUUUCCAUAAGACCUUUCCUUUCUUCAUAUGGCUACUUAGGGACGUAACACAAGCAAUUCCAGAAGACUGUAGCAAUGUUAAGGACUACUUCUUGAAAAAGGUGAGUUUGGGCAUAACUCCUGAACGAAAUAUUGAAUAUAGUCUGCAGUUCGGAGGGCUAUUAAUUGAUGAGUGAAAGCACAACUUCCACAACUGUCAAAAUAUUGCCUCCUUAGAUUACCUUAUCUAUUGUUAUUUUAUCAAAUAAAACUGUAUAUUUUGUUUUGGAAGGUAUUUAAGGUCCAGGAUUCAUUAGCUGUUGGUCAAGAAAGUCAGAAAGUAGCCGAAAGCAUCUUAAGCUUCUUUCCCGGUUUCGAAGCAUUCACUUUACCUUCUCCCACCGUCGACCCCGAGGCGUUAAAAAGUAUCACUGAAAACAAAAGUCUCAUUAAUCCUUUGUUCAUCAGUGGGUUGGAAGAUUUCAGAAGUUUGGUGAGGCGAAUUCUGCUCCCCAAAAACAGCAUUAACGAUGGAGAACUUGUAACCGGAGAAGGUAAUGGAGACCGUGACUUCGUGCUGAAACAGCCCAGCUCUAACAAUGACGAUGGCAUAUUCUCACCCUGGACUGAAAAUAAGCUUGAAUGGUCCAUGGCUUUGAAACACAUUCAAUUAAUAGUGGACCAUGGCUUUACUCUUUACUCACAAAGCAUGACGCAAAUUAUUGUUAGUGUUAUAUCAGCGCAAGUACAAAUUUAUAGUUCUUAUUUAAUCAGGCCUUGCAGUACUGGUACAGCUCUACGUCCAAGCCAUCAACACGCCUGGUAUGGUCCCGAAUGUUCAGAACGCCUGGGAUCAGUUUGUGGAGGUGAAAUGUUCUGACGCAAUGAAAGAUGUACUUAAUGCUUAUGACACCACCAUGUCAUUACAACUAAAGGAUAAGUUACCGUGUGAUAAUGAUCGACUGCGAAAUGGUCAUGGAAUGGCACUGGAGAACAGUGAAGCCCAUUUCAUGGCGGACACGGCAGGAAUAUCUACAAACACGAUCGAGACGUUUCUGAAAAAUUUGAAGGUUAGGCCUUUAUUCGGGUUGCACGAUCCUUGAUGAAGAUACGUCUGAGAGUAUUUCUUAAUUAUUGCUUGUGCAAUUUAUAAACCAGACUGACAUCUUGUAAAAUCAACUUGCGAAAAAAAAGAUGAAAAAGAAACUUUUUGCUAUUAACGUUUAGAGUCCAUCUAACUCGUAUCCACACUGCAGAUAUGGCUCACGGUACCAAGAAGUGGAGAUUAAUCCACUCAAAGUUUAGGGAAAGCUAUGUCUCAAAAAGAUAAAGAAAAUAGUAAAGCAAGCAAUGCAUUAAGCUUAUUCUUAAACAGGAAACGGUUUUUUUAUGAAGGAGAGAAGUGCUAACAUUCUUGCCAACUCAUGUUUGCGUUACUUUAAGCUUUGUCCUAGUAAAACAGGUCGAAGAAGCUCAAGGAGGCGUCAAACGAAAUCCUCUCACUUCCCAGUUUAAUAUCCUGUUCUACUGUAUUGUUAUUUUCGAUUUAGGAAUCGUUGAGUGAAAGGUUUCACUUAUGGCAAGAGAAGAAUGCAAAAAUGACCAGAGAAUUCUGCAACAACCUGCUCGCAAUGCUCAAAAAGCAGCAUCUGGACCCAGUAAUACAGCAACUACAGAGAAAAGAGGGAGCCAAGCUUUCCUUUCAUGAGAUUAUUGGAAAAUACAAUCUGAUUAAAGAUGACUACCACAAGUCUGCAAUCGGCGCAAAAGAUGAAAUUGAGGCGGUGUUUUUUGAGUUUCACCCAGUAAGUAAAUUCAGGGCUUGAGUUCUCCUAUAUUCAGUGAUGUUAGUCUCUUUACUCAGUCUUAUCUACAGAUGCAUUCAUCCUUAUGGAUCGUUUGUUCUUUAAAGUCACACACGUAGGUUCUUGGUAGCCUGGCUAUAGAGCACAGAGUUUGCUUCCUGGCUCUCAUUGGUUAGUUUAAAGCCCCGUGCUCGCUUCCUGGUUCUCAUUAGUUAGUUUAAAAGUACAUUGUUCGCUUCUUAGUUCUCAUUGUUAGUUUAAAAGCACAGUUCGCGGAUCGUUCCCGUGUGAUUGCUUAGUAGGCGUCAAUUUCACAGGCUUUUCCAUGGAGUUUUGAGUUUGUUCAUACUCCUAGAAAAAUGCUACUGAUACAUGCAGUAUUGGUCAUUAUUCAUCUAUAUGUUAACGGUUAACAAGCUGGUGAAGAAAAAAAUCGACGUGGGUUGCACCUGAUUUUGACUUACUGUAUCCAAAGAGAGGAAUCCUACUUUUGAAGUUAAGAUUCUUUGAUUUCUUUUUUUAUCGUUUUUUUCUUAAAUGUGUGCUUAUUUGUUGUCUUUCUUGAGGCAUUGAUGAAAGAGCAAGAGCAAUACAUGAGCCUCUUACAACAGCUGAAAGACUACGAUGAAAGACUGACCGAAGAAUUGGCUGCCAAAGCCUUUCAAGAGCAGGAAAAACAAAAGCUUGAGGUAAUGCCCUUAUCAUGCUUUGAAAUUUUCAGAUUUCCACAUUGCUUGACUAAUUAUGAAAUGCUUAUUCGAGAUAACUCUAGAGGAGGAAGUCUAUCAGUAACAGAGCAACUGCAACUUCUUUCCUUCCCUUGUGCUCAGAGUAAUAACUGACGGAUCAAGAAGCCAGAAUUUUAAAAUUAUUUGACCAACCAGGGCACGCCUAUUUCGAUUAAACGCAUGAUCUGACGCAAUCAUUUACCAUUUAUACAGAACGAAUUCGCAUGAUUAUUUGAAAACAUGGAAUAUCAAACUGAUUUCAUUUUUUUCACCACUUUCGAAUAUCGAAGGAACAGCAACAGCGUUUGCUGCAAGAGAAUCGUCAAGUUAAGAGAAAGGUAAGAAAGACUGCUGUUCAAAACAUAGAUAUUAAUUGAAGUAACAUUUCUUUUUGUUGACGUAGUCGCGUCAAAAGCAAGAUACACAAUGUACGAUAAUCAAUUUUCUCUCUGGUUCAUCACAUGAAUCAACACUUUGUUGCUUAAUCCUUUGGAUUAUUUCUGAGUGUAUUCUCCCUAUUUUCUUGCGGAAGGAAGUGGGAGAGUUUGGCGUAAGAAAACUAACUCGUAACCUUUCGCAAAAAAACUUUGACACUCCAAUAACAUUGCCAUGUUUAACUUGUUUCAGUAUAGUUGCUCCAGUGAUCAUAGAUAUGCGCGUGUGCUGAUUGUUCGAGGAUUGCGUCAUAUCUCCCAAUAAUCACCUUGCGCGCAAGGGUGCUAAAUUUCAAAUGGCUUGCCCGUGUUUUGUCAACUUUACCCAGGAAGUGAUAAGUGCAAUCGAAAAAAUUCAAUCAUGAUCAUGAAAAGCACAAAAUAUGCGGCUAAGUUUGGAGUAACCCUUUCCAAAAGAAAGAUAUGAAGUGUUGCUGACUAAAUGGGAUAUAUAUACCAGUUGAAUUCUAGUGGAAACUGGCUGCGUCUCAGAGGUUUUUCAACAAAAUUCACUUUGCCUUCGACGAAUAAUUAUUAAAUGUUAACCAUUUCGUUUUGGUACACUGUUGUUGAAAUUAUCGUGCAUUUUUAUACAGAUGGAAAUGUUAAGCGAAAGGCAAAACGAGGAGAGAAAGAAAUUCCGGGAGCAAACGGAUAACGAUCUUCGAGUCCAGAUAGAUCAGAUGAAAAACAUGAUGGACGCAAAUAUGCAACAAGCACAGAGGGAAAGAGAGCAGUUUUUGCAAGAAAAUCAGCAACUCCGAAACCAGUUCCUUGACAUGCAGAAAAUGAACGAGGAAAACAUCAAGAUGAUAAAAAAGCUGUCUAAGUUGGUUGAAAGGCAAGAGGAAGAGAAGAGAAGAGAGGAAGAGAGGAUGGAAAGAACUCAAGCUGCCAUGGAAAAAAAGGAGAAGUUUGAACAGAUGGAAGCAAGGCACAGAGAAGAAAAGGAAAGUCUACGUCGCGAGAUGGAGGAAAAGCUUGAGCAACAACGCCAAGCUUUGACAGAAGAGUACCGAAGGGCUGCUCAGUCUCGAAUGCAAAUGGUGGAAGAAAUAGGAAAAAAGUUGGAAGACGUUGAAGAGGAGCUAAAGGAAGUCAAGAAACCAGGCUUUAUUAAACGAGCUGCCAUAAAAGUGAAAGAUGCGAUAGCUACUGGAGCUCGAAAAGUAGUGGAGAAUUGCGUAGUAAUGUAAGAAAUCACAACACGACCCGCAAAAAUUGAAAGAAAAUACUUAUAAAAGUGAUUGGAAAGAAGAUUCUCAAGGUAUAUUCGAUUCAUUGUAAUUGAAGUCUUUUAAGAAAUUUCACCUUGACGAAUAAGUCGCAGAUUGGCAAUGUUUUUCGUUUUUGCAGCUGUUUUUAAAAUAAUUCGUUAAGACAAAAAUGACAAAAAAAAACCUAAGCUAGACUCGCACACAUGAUGAUUAGAGCUAUAUACGACUUCACGUGAUAGGAAAUUAAUGUAGAAGUAGCUGCAAAUAUGGUUUUUUAGAGGCGAUUUAUGCUGAACAGAAUAUAUCACCUUAAGUUACCGCUGAUACCUGGAUUGCCUUAGCAGUUUGGAUUUACUGAUUUUCCUCUUCCGCUCGACCACGGUGUGGAGUUACUUCGUCCACACCCCAUAUUUCAAAGAAAUUGAUACCAAAGCAAAGUGUCAGAUGUGGAAACUAUAUCUAAAUAAAGCUAAGAUGACUGAAAAUGCCAGCACGAAGUUAUCACCAUGCACGAAACGCCAAUGAGUCGUUUCAGAAGAGUAGCUAGAAGAGUCAAUAGCAUGCUCUCGGUACAGUACCAAAGACUUUAACUAAUUUCUCUAUAGAUUCAUAUGUAAUAGAGCAAUAAGUAAGAUAUCGAUGUCCAAGCUUAAGAUUUAUAAAUUUGUGCAGUUUCCACAUUAAAACAAUUUUCUUAGGCC